AAGCUGGAGGCCAUGCAAGAUGUUUGGACAACUUGUGGAAUUGACAGUUCAUCACUGGACCAGUUCAAGCCUGAAGUGGGGACGCAGCAAGCCGCGCAGUACAGUGUCUUUGGCUUCUCGUGGUCAAGUUGGCACGAACAGACUUGCCCACCCUUGCCAUUGAAAAGCGAUUUCAAAUUCAACUGGACAUUAUCAGUAGAGAAUACCGAGCCGACCCCAGAUUCUAAACGGAAUGCCCCACUGGACGAAGCUCUCAAAGCGUAUCCACUUACCUCCAAGGAAACCAUUUGGGACAUGAAACGAAAGAUUGCUUUUGCGAACGUUGGCCAGGCUGGCGGGAACGACGUGCGAAUGGCAUUCCCUCGAAUGUGGUGUAAACGAAAAAGUGAAGACCUCGACGAGAUCCGUAGCUGCGUUGACAAGACCUACAGGAAGGACUCGCCUAUAUCCAAUGCCUUUGAUCUCGAGCUUCACAUGAGUCUUGGUUCUCCGAACAAGUUGCAGAGUCACACUACAUUUGCCUUUACCAUGCGCAAUCCAAUCUGGCGAUCCAUUGCUGCCUAUCAAUACCUUCAUCACAACAACACCAGCAGUCAAUUGGCCCAAUCAACCCAUCCACUGAAAGAAACCUUUUACAAGCAGUGCUUCCCUACACUUGUCAUUCUACUCGACACGAUUGAUGGAAUUUACAAGCGAGCACGAGUUGGUAAAGAUGAAGAACCACCCGCUUUGGAGUAUUGCGAAGAACUCGCCAUUACCGUAUUCAAAGGAGCCAACAUCCAAGUGGGCUCAAUCAACGCCCAUUUGAGAGACAAUUACCAAUACUACUAUCAACACACUGCCAUGAACUAUCCAGAGAAGGAGAUCAUGGCAUUCCGUGCAGACCACAUUUGGGAUGACUUGGAGAAUCUGGACAAAGCCACGGGUGGACCAGGGGUACUAUUCGAGCACGACGUUGCAACUAAGGAUGCCAAGGCCACCAAACAACCUCGACACCGCAGCCUUUGUUGCGUGCUUUGGGAAGAGCUUGAAACGUAUCAGACCAUUUUGAACAGAGCUACCAACCUGGAUGGACUGAGCAAAGCCGAGAGUAUGCGGGAUGUUUGGGAAACGUGUGGUAUUGGCGGCUUUGACCAAUUCAAUGACAAAGUUGAUGAAAACGCGACAAGAGGAAAGUUUGAUCCUCCAGUAUUGUUCACGUUUUCGUGGAAAAGGUGGCAUGCCAAGUCCUGUCCUGUAGUGGGCUCAGUGCUGAUUUUGUGCUUUAGGGCACUUGUGGGUACGGUCUGGAACUAA
Seminavis robusta is the source of this 1296-nucleotide messenger RNA. The record is from the annotation of a GenBank genome assembly. NCBI's taxonomy places the organism in Eukaryota, Bacillariophyta, Bacillariophyceae, Naviculales, Naviculaceae.